AUGGAGAAUCUUAAAAGCCUUCCUAAUCAUCUUCGUCACGAGAAACUCGAAGCUUCGAACUACCGAGCAACAAUGGCGAACAAACCCAUCAAAGUUAAGUACAUUUCAAGUCCCAUGAUGGUGAAGGCCAACAACGAGUUUGAGUUUCGAGCCAUAGUUCAGAAGCUCACCGGCCAACACUCGGCCGAUGAUGCUUUUGAUCGAUCACCUCAAGAAUUCAACCAUGCUUUUUGUCCCCCGUCGUCUACGGUGACUUCUUUUGACUCGAAGGAUUGUUAUGAUUUGGUUUCUAGUGAUGCUUACGAUCCGAUCGGGGUCGGUGAAAUGAAAGAUUCUUUAUAUGGGUUUCAAGCUUCUUAUGUUGAUGUAUGGAGAUGA
This is a messenger RNA of Cucurbita moschata (crookneck pumpkin), 378 nucleotides long. RefSeq names its product sigma factor binding protein 1, chloroplastic-like. The transcript has a single exon. Bases 1 to 378 code for a protein of 125 amino acids. Lineage: Eukaryota; Viridiplantae; Streptophyta; Magnoliopsida; Cucurbitales; Cucurbitaceae. The record is from RefSeq and is a predicted model, not a curated record.